Cornus florida is the source of this 1900-nucleotide messenger RNA. RefSeq names its product protochlorophyllide-dependent translocon component 52, chloroplastic-like. Gene Ontology annotation, molecular function: 2 iron, 2 sulfur cluster binding; chlorophyllide a oxygenase activity. The transcript has 7 exons. The coding region runs from base 99 to 1730 and encodes 543 amino acids. NCBI's taxonomy places the organism in Eukaryota, Viridiplantae, Streptophyta, Magnoliopsida, Cornales, Cornaceae. The record is from RefSeq and is a predicted model, not a curated record.
UUAGAAAAAUAAUAAUAAUACAUACCCGUCUCUCACUUUCUCAUUCUUCAGUUUGAGCUUUGAAAAUCCUUAAACUCUAAUCUACUUACCAAGCUACCAUGGAAGCUCUCAGAGCUUCACCUUUUUCUCCAUCUCAGUUCACAAUAUUCUCACCAAGCCUUCCCAAACCCCAAAUUGAGAGACCCAUUUUGAAUCUUCCCCUCAGUAAAAAACCCAAUUCGUUUCUCUCAUCAAAUCCCAAAGUGGAAUCGAAAUUCAAGCUUUUCACCAUCAUUUCUCCUACAGUUUCAACUGAAUUUGCAGACCCACCUGAAGAAGAAAUCAGGAUCAGCAACCAGGAUGAGAAAUUCGAUUGGUUUUCGCAGUGGUAUCCGGUAAUGCCGGUUUGUGAUCUGGACAAGAGGGUACCGCAUGGGAAAAAAGUGAUGGGUCUUGAUGUUGUGGUGUGGUGGGACAGGAACGAGAAUGCAUGGAAGGUGUUUGAUGAUGCGUGUCCUCACAGGUUGGCUCCACUCUCUGAAGGGAGGAUUGAUCAGUGGGGCAGAUUGCAGUGUGUGUACCAUGGUUGGUGUUUUGGUGGCUCUGGUGACUGCAAAUUCAUUCCUCAGGCACCCCCAGACGGUCCACCGGUUCACACGUUCAAGAAAGCAUGUGCAGCUGUAUAUCCUAGUACUGUGCAAAAUAACAUUGUUUGGUUUUGGCCAAACACUGAUCCUCAAUAUAAAGAUAUCCUUAUGAAGAAAAAACCCCCCUACUUCCCAGAAUUGGAUGAUCCAUCAUUUACCAAUACAAUGGGAAACAGAGACAUACCAUACGGGUACGAGGUUCUCAUUGAAAAUCUUAUGGACCCUGCUCAUGUUCCAUAUGCACAUUAUGGAAUAAUGCAAGUUCGACAACCCAAAAACAAAGCCGAUAGAGAAGGGGGCAGACCACUUGAAAUGAGUGUACAGAAACUGGACAAAAAUGGCUUUAUUGGGAAGCAGGAGAUAGGCGAUAACAUAUUUAUUGCACCUUGUAUUUUUGAAGUUUCUGCCACUCUUGUGAAGGAUCAAGGAAACAGAUCUAGUUCAUCAUCUGGAACCAAAGAGGAACCAUCAUCACAUGGGAAGCUGCAGAAAUUUCUUCUAAUUUUUAUCUGUAUACCGGUUAGUCCGGGUAACAGCAGAUUGAUAUGGUGUUUUCCAAGAAACGUUGGGGUUUGGAUUGAUCAAGUUGUUCCACGUUGGAUGUUCCAUGUGGGACAAAAUUUGAUUCUAGAUUCGGAUUUAUAUCUUCUUCAUGUUGAGGAACAUAAGAUUAUGAACAUUGGCCCCUCCAAUUGGCAGAAAACUUGUUUCUUGCCAACAAAGUCAGAUGCCCUUGUGGUUGGUUUCAGAAAGUGGUUAAACAAAUAUGCUGGCGGUCAAGUUGAUUGGCGAUCCAAGUUCACUGGAGCCCUUCCUCCAUCUCCUCCUAGAGAACAGCUCAUGGACAGGUACUGGUCCCAUGUGGUGAAUUGCCGCAGUUGCAAUGCAGCAAUGAAAGGCCUCAAUGUGCUGGAGGUCGUACUGCAGGUAAUCUCUAUUGCUUCAAUCGGGAUUGUGGCUGCAGCCAAGCAGGGCAUGCUGUCAGCUGCUGCAAGGAACACUCUGGUCUCCAUGGCAGUGUUAUGCUUUGUUGCUUCUAAGUGGUUGUCGCGUUUCAUCUACAAGAAUUUCCAUUUCCACGACUACAACCAUGCCUUUCGCUGAAACUCAUUUUCUACAUUUUUUAAUGGAAUCACCUUAUCUACUGUAAAUAUUACAACAUUGUCUCUGUAUAUGUAUGUAAUAAGUUGAGGUCAAUACAUAAUUGAAUAUUUGUAUAAAAAACAUCCUGAGGAAAUAAAAGAACAAUCUAUAAGUUCUGGUUUUUAAGUUAA